AUGACUUUCAGUGUGAAUAGAGUUAUUAAAGAGAGUGAAAAAACAAGUUUUACGGUACACUUACUUUUGGAUCGCUGCACAAUGGAUGAUAAAUUAGAAAAUCAGUUAAUUGAAUUUUCACUUGGUCUUCUCCAUCGGAAAGUCGAAUUUACUGCUUGUGGAAUUAUAUCACUAGAUGGCUCUCUUCUCCAAUCAGUAAGCGCAAAAAUUCUCAUGGUUAUUGACUAUUUUCGUACUUACAAUAAGUUAUUUUUCCAUUUAACAGGUUUUGGGUACUAUCGUUACCUAUCUUGUUAUACUUAUACAAUUCUAGUAGAAUUUUCUAUUGAGCUUCUGCAUCAAAAAAUGGAAUUCAGUGCAUUUGGGAUUAUAUCCUUCGAUGGUUCUCUUCUUGAGACGAUGACUGGCACUAUAGUAACUUAUCUUGUAAUUUUAGUACAAUUUCAAAUUGAACUCUCUAUAAAGAGUUUUUUCAGAAUUAUACAUAUUCUUCAAAAUAGAUGA
Molecule: messenger RNA, 504 nt
Organism: Cotesia glomerata
Lineage: Eukaryota; Metazoa; Arthropoda; Insecta; Hymenoptera; Braconidae
Exons: 7
Coding region: 1-504 (167 amino acids)
Biological process (GO): sensory perception of taste
Cellular component (GO): neuronal cell body; dendrite; axon
Source: RefSeq, a predicted model, not a curated record